Molecule: messenger RNA, 776 nt
Organism: Paramecium sonneborni
Lineage: Eukaryota; Ciliophora; Oligohymenophorea; Peniculida; Parameciidae
Source: the annotation of a GenBank genome assembly
AUGAAGGAAAAAUUUUACCUUGCAUUUAAAAAUGAAUUGGAUUUGAUCCAAAAACUAUAGUUAUACCCAUUGCUAAAAUAAAUUACCAUAUGGACAGACAACUUAUUGGAGAAUUAAUAGCUUUCAGUACAGGAAAAAUUAUUAAAAGAACUGUCUAGUAAUUAAUAUAAUUUCGAGAGAAUUAUACAAGAUUGUUGUAAUAAUUUAGGAGAACAAAAUAAUUUGAAUCUUCUUUGUUUAUUAACAUUAGUUUUUGGUUUAAUUGUUCCAAUUAAAUUGAUUGAAGAUGAAAACAUUGGAUACAUUAUCGAAAGAUACUAUUGUACAAUAUUUUAUUAUUAUAAAUUUAGGCUAACAUUCAAACACCAUCAAAUUAUUGGUUUCUUUGUUCAAAAAAUUUAGAUUCAAUAAUUUAUUGAUUCUUUUACCUACUAUUUAUGACUAAGAAAUCAAUUAUGUUACAUAAUCAAUCAAGAUUAAUUUAUUUGAUAGAACUUAUGUGACAAUUUAGAAUUUAAUUCAAGAAUAUAAAUAAAAUGUAUGAUGUAUCAAUCAUUUAUUAGAAAUAAUAAGAUUUCUUUGCUUAAAUUAUUUAGUAAUCUUAAGACUUAGAAAUAUAUUCAUCAAAUUAAAUGCAUUUAUCUUUAAUAAAAUAAAUAAAAAAAUUCAUUGAAUAUGAAAUAUAAGAAUUUGCAGAUAAAUAUGUGGAUCUAGAACUAAAUGAUUAUUAUGAUUCAAUUUCAGUGUUUAAAAAUGUCAAAGUGGUUNCAAUGUGA